This is a messenger RNA of Macroventuria anomochaeta, 1627 nucleotides long. RefSeq lists its product as uncharacterized. NCBI's taxonomy places the organism in Eukaryota, Fungi, Ascomycota, Dothideomycetes, Pleosporales, Didymellaceae. The coding region runs from base 1 to 1590 and encodes 529 amino acids. The transcript has a single exon. The record is from RefSeq and is a predicted model, not a curated record.
AUGUUCACUCAUACUCCGCCCACCAUUUCACUGCAUAGUAUGGCAACCCGCCUCUCCCAAAUACGUCUCUCGCCAUAUUCUUCUCGGUCAACAAAGAAAGAGCGAUUCGACUACACAUCGAGUCCAGCCAAGAGAUCGAAGUACCCAGCGCGGCAAGUCCACCGCGACCGCAUGGCACAGCCGGCGACGCAGUCUCAGCAGGCUGGGACUCGUCGACCACACUACCAGUCACAUCAGCAACAAGACGCAGAUCGGACCCGUCCAGGUGGUGCCCGUCCUUUACCGGAGACACCUCGCAAGCCUCAUCAUCAGGAUUGGAACAAGCGAGACGAGGCCAACUUGAUGAAGUCGUUGCCUCGUAAACCGGUUCAACGCAAGCCUUUGCAGGACAUUAAUCCUAACGUCUACGACUCACGCUCUACGCCUCGCGGCCCUCGCCAGCAGCAAAUGCCUGCGCGUAAAGCUUCAACGGCGACUUCGCAAGCGCAGUCUCGGAUGUCAGAGAUGUAUACCAUGAUCGACAACCAUUUGGCGUGGAACAUGUCUACCUCUGACCUUGAGUCCGAUCGCCCUGAUAGUUCCGGCACCAUGUUCGUCGACUUCGGCACCAACGGCGAAAUGGAAGUCUCCUACCGCAACGGCGUGAACAAGAAGCUGCCUACUCCACCCGUACCAUCGAAGAUCCUAGCGCCAUCGAAGCCCACAUCCCCCCGCCACGAGUCGGAAGUCAAGGAAGUCCUCGACGUACAGCAAAAGGAGAUUAAGCAGCACAAGCCGCCCCCUCCACGGCCGUCAUACUCCUCGCGCCACGACUCAGUCUUCUCGUCUGGCGCCGAGCACGAGGAGCACAUUGAUCGAUUCCAGGCUCGAUCGCUGCCGCAAGUCCCAGCUACCAGCUCUCGACGCACUGGAAACUUGCAACGGGAGAUUCGAAGGUCAUACCCACCGCAAGUGCACCGCACCCAGCGCUCCUCCUCACCACAAACCGCACUGACACACCACACCUCGCCUACCCCAUCACAAACCUCCACCGCAUCAUACCACACUGCACCUCCUCCCCGAGAUGAUACCGCAUACACGGUGGUCGAGCCCUCAGGCCUGACAGUGCAGUGCCACCCCUCACACACACCCGGCACAGGCUCAAAGCCCGCAACCGGAUCCUAUGUGUCCGGCUACGAUCCUGCCACGAACUACACAUACGACUACGACGGUCGCACGGUGCAUGUGCACGGCGAAUCGACGGUGUCGCGCCCAUCAUCAUACACAUCCGAAUAUUUCGACAUCCCGGUCUCAACUUACAACGCCUCCAUCUCCACCUACCACCUCUCUACCUCUGCUUCUGCUUCUACAGCUGUAGCGCGAGUCCAGACUGAGAGGCCACUUCCCCGUCUCCCACCCUGCGCGCAGCUGCCGGAGCCACCACAGCAGGACGUAAAGAAGCGGCGCAAGGUGCUGAAGUUUGUGCAGAAGUUGUUGCAUAAGCUGGACGAUUUGGGGGUGAUGAAGGAUUUGUCGUCUCAUAACCGCCAACGGCAUUCACAGCCAGCUAGUGCGACGAAGCCGUGGGUGGAGUGUAGACAUGUGACGUAGAGAAGCGGAGUCGCUGUAGAAUAAUUGGAGUGGAGGG